CGUUUAGAUUACAUUCGAACUGUCAAACAUUCCACAAAGGGAAACAUCAACAAUAACGAACGUAUCGGUGCAUCGCGCAUAGCAAGAACAUUUGCAGCCACAUUCAGGAACUGACUUAAGAAUAAAAUAAUACUGUAAAAUAGCUUUUCUCUGCAAUAUUAUCCAUCAACAAAUCACACCAUGUAUCAGAACAUUCUGUGUCGUGUUUGUGCAACGACGGAAACGGCGUGUGUUUUGGUGGACAAUUUUGAUAAACAGUGCAACCAGCCGUCGGUCGCAGAUCUGCUAUGCGAACUAGCUGGCCUUGAGGUGCGCGAUGAUGAUGGGUUACCGCAACACUGCUGUAUAGAGUGCUACACCGAGCUAGUGAAGGCAGCAUCAGUGAGACGAAAGUGUAUCGAGUCAGACAAACUCAUUAGAACUUACAUUGAAUCCAGCCUCGUAAACGCGGAAGAGCUAUGCGAAGUACAGAUCGAUGACGAAUCCAAUGUUUCCUCCGAGGACGAGCACGCUGCUGCAGCGGGGAAAAGCGGUUCACUCUAUCGCUGCUACGAGUGUUGUAUAGAUUUCCACAACAGCGAACGGUUGAGGCAGCACUACAAAUCGAAGCAUGCCAAUGCUAUCUACGGUUGGCAUAGCUUCGGAAUCAGUGAAACCUCUCUGUUCGAUUCCACUGACGAGGAUGUGGAAGACGAAGAGGAUGAAACAGAAAUUCGACCCGAGAGAAGAGCAAAGAGUUUGUUUGUUAUCGAAAAUCCGGAAUACUAUCGGUGCUGCGGCUGUAAAGAUGUGUUCGAUACAAAGGAAGAGCUCGAGGAACAUUCCGACCGGAUGCAUGCCCCGUUUGCAGCCAUCCACACCAAGGGCAAACCGUACAAGUGCAACAUAUGCUACUCUGGCUUUAGCCAACUCAGAGGAGUCAAAGCCCACCAAAUUAUGUACAGUUUUCCGCGCUUUCUGUGCAUAAUUUGUGGUCAGCUUUGCUGCACACUGAAACAUCUAAUGCAUCACGAGCGGACCCAUAGCGAACCUUCCUACAGCUGUGCCGACUGUGGUAAGGAAUUCGUGCACGAGAUGCAACUCCGUAACCAUCGGGAAGCCAAGCACCUUGAUAAAAGCGCAAGAAAGAAGUACGUUUGCGAUGUAUGCGGCAAGGAGUUGCUUGCGAAGGUGUCGCUUAGAAAGCAUACGUUGGUAGUGCAUUCUGGGGAACGCCCGUACGCCUGCAACCUGUGCGACGCUCGGUUCCAGAUCAAGGCGUACCUGACGAGUCAUAUGGCGGUACACAAUCGUCUGCACACCUGCGGGAAUUGCGAUAAGUCGUUCCCGUGCCAAAAAGCCCUUAUCGAGCAUAUGCGCAGCCACACGGGUGAACUAGCCGAGAAAUGCCCUCUAUGUCCCGCCAUGUUUCGUCAAAAGAACUCGGUUAGAAAGCAUUUAAAAGCGGCGCACCAACCAAACAGCGAGCGGAAACGGAAGUAUGGAUUCAGAAGAGUGACCAGAGUACGGUAAACGGCAGCCACUUAGUUUUCUCGUGCUCAGAAUUUCCCACAAUGUAUCAACCAAUGAACGAAAAUACAACAAAAAGACAACAACGUCGCACUUGGUAGUAGAGUGUUAUUUGUA
Anopheles arabiensis is the source of this 1626-nucleotide messenger RNA. RefSeq names its product zinc finger protein 567-like. The coding region runs from base 181 to 1512 and encodes 443 amino acids. Gene Ontology annotation, biological process: regulation of transcription by RNA polymerase II. Gene Ontology annotation, cellular component: nucleus. Gene Ontology annotation, molecular function: DNA-binding transcription factor activity; RNA polymerase II cis-regulatory region sequence-specific DNA binding; zinc ion binding. NCBI's taxonomy places the organism in Eukaryota, Metazoa, Arthropoda, Insecta, Diptera, Culicidae. The record is from RefSeq and is a predicted model, not a curated record. The transcript is spliced from 3 exons.